Penicillium odoratum is the source of this 1509-nucleotide messenger RNA. RefSeq names its product cytochrome P450. NCBI's taxonomy places the organism in Eukaryota, Fungi, Ascomycota, Eurotiomycetes, Eurotiales, Aspergillaceae. The record is from RefSeq and is a predicted model, not a curated record. The coding region runs from base 1 to 1509 and encodes 502 amino acids. The transcript has 5 exons. Gene Ontology annotation, molecular function: heme binding; monooxygenase activity; oxidoreductase activity, acting on paired donors, with incorporation or reduction of molecular oxygen.
AUGGCUUCGAGCUUUCUUCAAUGUCUGCUUCAAAGCCCUGGCUGGGUGGCAGCUACACUAUGCACCAUCGUCCUGGUUCAUGCCGUUGGGAGAGCAAUUUAUAAUGUCUUCUUUCACCCCCUUCGGUCCUUUCCUGGGCCAAUAUUGCACCGCAUGUCCCGCAUUCCGUAUUGCUGGAAGUUGUUAAGGGGCACUAUCCCGUAUGAUGUGCUUCAUUUUCACGAGAGGUACGGUGAUAUUGUACGCGUUGCCCCAGAUGAGCUAGCAUUCUCCAACGCCACUGCAUGGAAAGAGAUCAUGGGUCAUCGCCCAGGCAUCGAAGAGUUUGGGAAGCUGAAAAACUUCUACCGACCGGUUAAAACCACCCCGGUGAACAUUGUCAAUGCCCAGCGCGAGGAACACAGUGUUCUGAGGCGCCAGCUCGCGCAUGGAUUUUCUGAAAAGUCGAUGCGAGAACAAGAGCCCCUCAUCCAGGUGUACAUUGAUCUCCUCAUUCAGCGCCUCUAUGGUAAUUGCGCCGCCGGGGCAAAGGCGAUCGAUCUUACUGCGUGGUACAAUUGGGCGACCUUUGAUAUUAUUGGAGAUCUUGCCUUUGGAGAACCAUUUGGUUGCCUUCAGAAUUCAGAGUAUCAUCCUUAUGUCCAUCUUAUACUUGCAUCUGCUCGUGCGGGAACGAUUUUCCAAUCCAUCAGGUUCUAUCCGAUCCUCAACAUGCUUUUCAAGGCACUGAUCCCCAAAUCUUUAUUCUCGCAAUUUGUACGACAAGCUAAGCUGUCCAUGGAAAAAUUGCAAAGAAGAAUGAAGCUUGGCAAUCACCGGCCUGAUCUAAUUGAAGGGUUAUUGCGGAAAAAGGACGAGCUGAACCUCAGUCUUGAGAAUCUUCAGUCGAAUGGCAACAUUUUGAUUAUUGGGGGCUCUGAGACAACUGCCACCCUUCUGGCGGGGGCAACUUAUCUUUUGCUAUCGAACCCCGUAGCUCUUCAAAGGCUGACGGCAGAAGUUCGGUCCACUUUCAAGAAUGAAAAAGAAAUCACCAUGACCUCGGUCAAUCAGCUAACCUACAUGCUGGCAUGCUUGAAUGAAGCUUUGCGGAUUUAUCCACCCGUUCCGACUGGUUUGCCUCGCGUUGCUCCUACCGGAGGGCGUACUGUCCUUGGUCGGUUUGUGCCUCAGGGUACAAUUGUUGCGCUACACCACUGGGCAUUGUAUCAUAACGAGAAACAUUUUACAGACCCGAACUCCUAUCAUCCAGAACGCUUUUUAGGAGAUCCUCGGUAUGAAAAUGACAAUUUCGAAAUCCUCCAACCGUUCCAUGUCGGGCCUCGAAACUGCCUAGGAAGAAACUUGGCAUAUGCCGAAAUGCGAAUGAUACUGGCGCGAGUCGUAUUCAAUUUUGAUAUGAAGAUCGCUGAAGAAAGUAAUGGAUGGAUGGAGAAGCAAAAGAUUUAUCUGUUCUGGCAGAAAGAUCCACUCAAUGUGCACUUAACGCCAGUAGAUGCACACAGAUGA